AUGGAUGUAGUUAAGGCUGAGAACAUCAAAGUUCCUAAUGCAGUUCUAGUUAGUGGUCUAACUGGCAAAAGUAUUGAUGAUGAAGUAUUCCAGUAUUUACAGCAGUACGGUAAGAUUGAAAGAACUAUUGAGUAUCAUGGAAACAUCAGAAUCAGACCCUUCUCGGGGAGGAUACCAUGCCCAAAUGCAGAGUCUGACUAUGAGACAUGGCGCAGCAAUGUAGAGUUCCAGCUCGGAGACCCCACUGUGUCUGACAUGCACACCACCCGGAAAAUUAUCGAGAGCCUCCUCCCACCUGCUGCCAACAUUGUCAAACAUCUAGGUCCUAGUUCCACCCCUCAUGAGUAUCUUGCCAUGCUCGAUUCAGCAUAUGGUAUUGUUGAAGAUGGAGAUGAACUCUUUGCCAAGUUUCUAACCACCAACCAGGACUCUGGUGAGAAUCCAUCUGCCUACGUGCAGCGCUUGCAAGCAAUACUGAGUAAAGUAGUCAGGAGAGGUGGCCUAGUUGCUAGUGAAACAGAUAGCCAGCUGCUUAAACAGUUUUGCCGGGGCUGCUGGGACAAUGCUCUGAUAACCAGUCUCCAGCUAGAGCAAAAGAAAAUUAAGCCGCCUUCCUUCUCUGAGCUGCUCCUCCUGCUACGUACUGAGGAGGACCGCCAAGCUGCUAAAUCCAGCCGGAUGAGACAGCACUUGGGCCUCAAAGUGAAAGCACAGUUGCACUCUAUCACAUCAAAUGAACAUGUCCCUGACAUCAGUGCUGUAGCAUCGGCGAGUGAGGCGUACCCCGGUCAGACUCAAAAGCUUGAAAAACAGAUGGAAGCGCUACAAGCGCAGAUAGCCUCUUUAAAAGCAUCCUUGACCUCAAAGCAAGGCCAGUCUAAAAAGAAACCAAAGUCCCAAACCAAACUCUCCACUGAGGACGAUCCCCCAAGCUCUGCAGAGUUCAACCACAAGAGGAAACCACGACCAUGGUAUUGCUUCAGAUGUGGUGAGAAUGGCCAUAUCAAGCCAUCUUGCACUAGUGAGCCAAAUCCUGAACUGGUUGAGCAGAAAAACAAAGAGCUGAAACAAAAGCAGGCAGCUUGGGAAAAUUUAAACUAG
This is a messenger RNA of Scatophagus argus, 1101 nucleotides long. RefSeq names its product paraneoplastic antigen Ma3 homolog. NCBI's taxonomy places the organism in Eukaryota, Metazoa, Chordata, Actinopteri, Scatophagidae. The record is from RefSeq and is a predicted model, not a curated record. Bases 1 to 1101 code for a protein of 366 amino acids. The transcript is spliced from 2 exons. Gene Ontology annotation, molecular function: zinc ion binding; nucleic acid binding.